AUGGAUGCCAUCGGAACAGAAAAUACAAGUAAAAAUGUGGAUAGUACACACGAGGGAAACGAGAAUACAUCUGUUGAGAUCAAGGUUCUGUUCUUUGCUCGGGCGAGAGAUGUCACUGGCUUGACUGACAUGCCAUUGGUGGUUGCAUCUGGUAGCACUGCCGAGAAUUGCUUGUACGAGUUGAUGUCCAAGUUUCCAAGCUUGAAAGAGAUUAGUAACUGCAUGGUCCUGGCUCUAAAUGAGGAAUAUAUAUCCGAAUCAACAAUUGUAAAAAAUGGAGACGAAUUGGCAAUAAUACCUCCCAUAAGUGGAGGCUAA
This is a messenger RNA of Ilex paraguariensis (yerba mate), 318 nucleotides long. The record is from the annotation of a GenBank genome assembly. Lineage: Eukaryota; Viridiplantae; Streptophyta; Magnoliopsida; Aquifoliales; Aquifoliaceae.